CUAAGUGACUGUGUGAAAACGUUUUGUCUUCCUUCCUUCCAGUAACUUGAGCAACAACAAGAUCUCAGAGAUCGAGGACGGGGCCUUUGAAGGCGCCUCGUCUGCGAUGGAGCUUCACCUGACAGCCAACCACCUGGAGUCUGUGAGAGGGGGCAUGUUUAAAGGCAUGGAGGGGCUACGCAUGCUGAUGCUGAGGAACAACAAGAUCAGCUGCAUCCAUAACGGCAGCUUCACGGGUCUGAGCAACGUCAGGCUGCUCUCCCUCUAUGACAACCAGCUGAGCACCAUCCUGCCCGGAGCCUUCGACACCCUGCCCAACCUGUCCACGCUGAAUCUCCUGGCCAACCCGUUUAACUGCGACUGCCGCCUGUCCUGGUUCGGGGCGUGGCUUCGGAGCCGGCGGAUCGUGACGGGGAAUCCUCGCUGCCAGGGCCCCGCCUUCCUCCUAGAGAUCCCGCUGCAGGACGUGGCUGUCCCCGACUUCCGCUGCGAGGACGGUUCUGUCCUGGAGGACAGCAGCUGUGCCCCGGGGCCGCAGUGUCCCGCCCAGUGCACCUGUAUGGACACAGUGGUCCGCUGCAGCAACAAACACCUGCAGGCUCUGCCCAGAGGACUCCCCCGCAACGUCACCGAGCUGUGAGUCGAAACAAAAAACGCCAAACACGGCAACUUCCUUCCUCACUUGAGUUGCAUUUCACGUCGCAUACCUGUUUAGACCUUACUUGCUUGUUCUCUUGGCUCUCCAGCUUUAGUCCUA
Molecule: messenger RNA, 757 nt
Organism: Anarrhichthys ocellatus (wolf-eel)
Lineage: Eukaryota; Metazoa; Chordata; Actinopteri; Perciformes; Anarhichadidae
Product: slit homolog 1 protein-like
Exons: 4
Coding region: 107-640 (177 amino acids)
Cellular component (GO): plasma membrane
Molecular function (GO): protein binding
Source: RefSeq, a predicted model, not a curated record